Molecule: messenger RNA, 2596 nt
Organism: Spea bombifrons (plains spadefoot toad)
Lineage: Eukaryota; Metazoa; Chordata; Amphibia; Anura; Pelobatidae
Gene: LMBRD2
Product: LMBR1 domain containing 2
Exons: 18
Coding region: 109-2253 (714 amino acids)
Biological process (GO): adrenergic receptor signaling pathway
Cellular component (GO): membrane
Molecular function (GO): protein binding
Source: RefSeq, a predicted model, not a curated record
GGGGUUUAACCCGGGAUGUUACUGGGACGCAUUCGGUGACCGGACUCUUGCUUGCGGCUUUGAUCGCGGUCUGUGAGCCUCGGCGCUGACCGUGAAGACGCUGUUACAAUGAGUGGAGCCGCCCUCGGAAUCGAGAUCGUCUUUGUCUUUUUCCUGGCUCUCUUCCUUUUACACCGAUACGGAGACUUUAAGAAACAGCACAGGCUCGUGAUAGUCGCAACUCUCCUAGCCUGGUACCUCUGUUUCUUGAUAGUCUUUAUCUUGCCGCUGGAUGUUAGUACGACUAUUUACAAUCGAUGCCUCGCCAGAAAUUCAUUCUCACCGGUCACCAUCAACACAAGCCAGUUUGCGGCCACAACCACAGUAGCCGCGGUUGACAAUGUUUCCCGGCCUCAGGUCGAUAAGAACGCACUGAGGAGUGCUGAUAACGCACCACCCCAGGAGUGUUACAAACCAUGGAGCUACAUUCCCAAAGGCAUCAUGCCGAUAUUCUGGCGUGUGGUCUAUUGGACGUCCCAAUUCCUCACUUGGAUUCUCCUGCCCUUCAUGCAGUCCUAUGCACGAUCUGGUGGCUUCUCCAUUACAGGGAAAAUUAAGACGGCCCUUAUUGAGAAUGCUAUUUACUACGGAACAUACCUGCUGAUUUUUGGAGCACUUUUAAUCUACGUCGCUGUGAACCCCAAGCUGCACCUGGAGUGGUACCAACUCCAAACCAUUGGGAUUGCUGCAGCCAACACUUGGGGUCUGUUCCUCCUUGUCCUGUUGAUGGGUUAUGGCUUAGUGGAAAUUCCUCGCUCUCACUGGAAUGGAGCAAAAAAAGGCUACCUCCUGAUGAAAACGUAUUUCAAAGCGGCCAAAUUAACCACCGAGAAAGCAGAUGCAGAAGAAAACUUGGAGGAUGUCAUGGAGGAAGUUCGAAAAGUAAAUGAAAGCAUUAAAUAUAAUCACCCGUUACGGAAGUGUGUGGACACGAUUUUGAAAAAGUGCCCAACCGAGUACCAAGAGAAAAUGGGAAGGAAUAUGGAUGACUAUGAAGACUUUGAAGAAAGGGAUGUCAGUUAUCCAAGUGAGAAGAUGCUUGUGAAACUUCACAAACAGGUUAUCUAUGCCGUUCAGAGGCAUCGUCGGACACAGGUCCAGUGGAGGAUACUUCUGGAACAGGCCUUUUAUCUGGAAGACAUUGCGAAGAACGAGACAAGUGCCACCAGACAGUUCGUUCAUACGUUCCCUCCUCAGGAGUCAGAAAGCUGGUUCAGCCGGCAUUUCUACACCCCCACUAUCGAGUGGUAUUGGGAGUGCCUUCUCCACCCCUGGUGUUCUCGGAUCCUGGCCGUCGUCUUGGGCAUCGUCUCGGCUGUGGUUGUCUGGUCGGAGUGCACUUUCUUUAGCACAAAACCAGUGCUGUCUCUCUUUGCUGUUUUUAUACAGCAGGCGGAGAGAACGUACAACUAUAUUUAUAUUGAGGUGGCCUGCUUCCUCACCAUAUUCUUUCUGAGUAUCUGUGUUUAUUCGACUGUCUUCAGGAUCCGGGUAUUCAACUAUUACUAUUUAGCUUCUCACCAUCAAACGGACGCAUACAGCCUUUUGUUUAGCGGCAUGCUGUUCUGCCGUCUGACUCCUCCUUUGUGUUUGAAUUUUUUGGGGCUGACGCACAUGGAUGUGUCGAUUGCUCACCAGAACACCGAGCCAACUGCGUAUACCUCUAUUAUGGGUUCUUUAAGAGUCCUGCCUCUUAUUGCUGAUGUGUUUUACAUCUACUAUCCCAUGCUGGUUGUUAUCCUUUGUAUCGCUACGUACUUCAGCUUGGGGACUCGUUGCUUGAACUUGCUCGGCUUUCAGCAGUUUAUAGGAGAUAAUGACAUGACCUCAGACCUCACCGAUGAAGGCAGGGAGUUAAUCAGAAGAGAGAAAAGAAAACGUCAGAGACUAGAAGACGGUGAAACACGUCGAAGGGAAUGGAAAGAGAGAUACUCGAACAACAGAGAAGACACGAGCCGGAACCGGAAUGUGCACGCCGAACAAAAGGAGCCAAGUUACACCGAAAUGACUACUUCUAGAUCAUCAAAGUACACAAGAGCAAACAACAGAUCUGAAAAAGAUCGGAUAGAACUGCUGCAAGACGCAGAGCCGUUGGAUUUUAAUGCAGACACGUUUACCGAUGAUCCGCUUGACUCUGAAUCAGGACGGUACCAGCCGGGCGGAAGAUAUUUAUCCAUGUCUACGUCAAACAGCAGAAUAUUUGAUGAUGUAUAAGUCUGGCCAGGAACGCAGAUCAUCUAAAACUACAGAUGUCCCAGCUGUAUAUAUCCCAGCUCGUGAUAAACAAAACAAACAAAAAACCCACAUGGUUUUCAUCUGAAGGAAACAAAACCAAAAAUCAUUCAACAGCCUUUGCACUUUUUGAGGCUGAAAGAGCCGCCAUAAACGUGCUUUAUCUUCCGGGUUGGACCUACGCCUACAUAAAGUGGCGUGCAAACACUACUCCGUCUACUGUUACAACAGAUGUCAUGUGUUUGUGUUACCUGUUAAUGACUGGAAAUACGUCGCUGUAGCUGGACAGUAUGGAAAUCGGCAUAGAUUGCUUUUAGUUGCACAA